AUGUUAAAAUAAAUAAAACUUAGCAAAUCAGAAUCAAAUGACUCUGUUAGUCAAUCCUUUUUAGCUAAUGUUGAAAAGUAUAAAUGUAACUUUAGAUUUCUAUAACUUUAGAAAGUAAAACUGAUGCCAUUAACAUUUAUGAUUUAAAUAGUAUUAAAUUGCAAGCAGAUGUUAUUCUCAAAAAUAUAGAAAAUUAAAUUAAUAGUAUAUUUCAUAUAUUAAAUAGAAUGUUCUUAAUGGAAAUCAUAAAAAGAAUAACAUUUUUCAUUGAAUACUACUUAAACUACUGGAAAUUAAUAAUAAGAAAGACAUUGGAGCUCUUCUAUUAACAAAAAAAUUCAAUAGUCAAGACCUUUUUCUGCAUUAUCAGGAAUUGCCCCAAGAAUUAAAAGAGUUGAAGAUAGUAAGGUAAAAGAUAAAAUAGAAUCUUAAUAAUAAAUAAUUGAAAAGUGUAUUUAACCCUAAAAAUAACCAAAAACAACUUUAGAUUUAAAUUAGUUAUGCAAUCAAGAGUUACUUAUGGGAAAUUUCAAAUUGGAAACAAUACUUGGAUCUGGAUCAUUUGCAAUGGUUAGAAUGGGUGUUGAUAAAAAUACAAAAGAGAAAUAUGCUAUUAAAAUUUAUGAAAAAAUAAAAUUGAAUGAUUCUUAAAAGAUGAAUAAUGUAAAAAGAGAAAUAUCUAUAUUGAAAAGAAUUGAACAUCAAAAUAUAAUUAAAUUAUAUUGGGCAAUAGAAGAUAAAAAAUCAGUACUUUAUUAUAAUAUAAGAUAAAUUUAGUCAUGGAAUAUAUUUCCUCAUAAUCUUUGGCUUCGUACAUAAAGUCAAAGCCAAAUAGAAUCUUACCAGAAAAGGAAUGUUUAACUUUAUUCUAUUAAAUUGCUAUGGCUAUAAAAUAUUUACAUGAUCUAAACAUAAGUCAUAGGGAUAUAAAAUUAGAUAAUGUGUUAAUGUUAAAAACAAAUGUUAUUAAAUUGAUAGAUUUUGGUUUUGCUAUUUGCAUGCCUCAGAAUUAAAAAACUAAUGUAUUUUGUGGCACACCUCAUUAUAUGUCUCCAGAAAUCAUAGCAAAAGUAAUUUACUAAUUUAUAUAAUGAGAUUCCUCAUCAUCCUUUUAGUUCAGACAUUUGGUCAUUAGGAAUUUUGUUAUCUAAAAUGCUAACAGGAGAAUAUCCUUUUAAAGGAUAAAAUGAUAAAGAUUUAUAUCGUUAGAUUUAAUGUUAAAAAUUAAAAACUAGUUAAGAUAAAAAAAUUAAUGAAAAUAUAAUGAGAAUUAUAAAUGGAUGUUUAGAAAAGAAUAUUUAAAAUAGAUGGAAUAUCGAUUAAAUUAUUAAUGAUCCAGUGUUUCAUAAUGAUAUAUUAAUACCAUCAAUAAAAAGUUUUUGA
Paramecium pentaurelia is the source of this 1383-nucleotide messenger RNA. The record is from the annotation of a GenBank genome assembly. NCBI's taxonomy places the organism in Eukaryota, Ciliophora, Oligohymenophorea, Peniculida, Parameciidae.